This is a messenger RNA of Peniophora sp. CBMAI 1063, 1314 nucleotides long. Lineage: Eukaryota; Fungi; Basidiomycota; Agaricomycetes; Russulales; Peniophoraceae. The record is from the annotation of a GenBank genome assembly.
AUGCGUAUUCUCUUCCUACUGCAUCCAUUCUCUUCAUCCCCUUUGGAGCGCCGCGUGAGCUCCGGUCAUGCCAGUAGUAGCGGCCACAGCGGAGGUGGUGGUGGCGGAGGCUCCAGAUCAGGAUCUUCAAGCGGGGCUCGCGGCGGGUUUGGGGGAUCAUACGGUUCUCAUGGCUCUGAGGUAUCGACACCUCACGUCAUGGGCGGUAAAUCCAGCGCUUCUACGUACAGCAAUGGAGGCGGCAAGGCGACGAAAGCCAGCAGCGGCGCUUUCAAAGGGAGCUUGCUCGGCGGAGGCACGCGCUCCGACAUAUAUGGGACGAGAGUCUACGGUAGUGGUUACCCAAAGGGUUACCAAAGCCACGAUCUUCCGUACUACUAUUAUCCCGUUGUCUGGGGCGCUGGGGCUGCGGCCGCCGGCGCGGCAACUUAUCCUCUCUAUCUGAAUCGCACGGCGGAAUACGGACAGCCUACGAAUAGCUCCCGACCAGGAGGGCAUCUCAUGCAGAUCACGCUGCAAUCCCGGCUCGCUACAAACAGCAGCACAUUCCAUUUCAUCUCAGACAAUACUACGGUGCAGGCAAUUCUGCCCAUCCUCCGAUCCUACUGCUCACUUUACGGAUGGGUCGACACGAACACGUCUUCGUCCGCACCCUAUGCCUAUACUGGCGUAAACGCGAGCGAUCCGCUCCCUACCGAUGCUGUGCAAUACUACCGCUCAAGCACUGCAGUGUUGACUCUGGAUGGAUACAAUAACACGAUUGUACUGAGUUCUACACCAAAUGCGACGGCUCAGCCACUGCCUACGAAUGUGGACCGCGUCACAUUGGGCUGUUUAAACGACACCAUCGGUGCCGCGAUCCCGCUCAUCAAUCCACCUGCAGGCCUCUCCACCGGCGCUAUCUUCGGGAUUGUACUGGGCAGCCUGAUUGGUUUCUUUGGCUGCUUGCUUCCCUGCCUGAUUGCCUGUGUCAAAUGCUGCUGCUGUUGCGACAUCAGGCGUGAGAGCCGGCAGGAGAGGAAAUGGAGAAAAGAGCGCGAACGUUGGGAGAAGGCCCACCCCUUACCACAAUAUAUCGCGCCACCCAGGCCCGAGGUUAUCCGAAUGGAGACACUGCCUAUUCCGGUCGCAACUGUGAAUCAGAAUCAGGAUGUUCCGAAGGUGGCGACCGUUGCAUUGUCAGAAAGCGACGACGAAGGACACGCUGAUUUGACCUCGGAUACAAACCGCACGCCGCCGUCUGGUUCGGGAGGUUACGCCAUGAUUGAAGGAACAUGCAUCAUGACCAUGAAGCAUAACCGCACCAUCAUCUGA